GGAGCGCGCCACAGGCCGGCCGUCCCCAGCCAUGUCGCGCGGCCUCCGGCUCCUGCUCCUGAGCUGCGCCUGCAGCCUGGCGCCCGCGGCGCGGGUGGUGAAGGUGGCUUGUUCCGAGGACGUGGACUUGCCGUGCACCGCCCACUGGGACCCGCAGGUCUCCUACACGGUCUUCUGGACCAAGCUUACAGGCGACUGCGAGGAAAGGAUAGAGAUGCCCCCGGAGGGUCUGUGGUACCACCAGCAGAAGGAUGGCUCCUUAGAAGCCUCCGGUGAAAGGCUGUACUCCCUGAAGAUUGAAAACACUACGAGUGUCGACUCAGGGACAUACAGGUGCAUCCUGGAGGAGCCAGAAGGGCGGAGAAACCAAAGCGGCACUGUGACCUUGAAAGUGACAGGCGAACCUACGAAAGGUCUGCGAGAAGGAUGGGAUAUCCUAAUGCCCGUGCUCUUCACCUUCUCCGUCAUCGCCCAGCUCCCACCCCGGAAAGAGCUUCUCUCAAAUACCGUAGACAAGACAGAGGUCCGGAGCCUGCAGGCUGGCUGGGUGGCUCUCCAACUGGAAUGUUCCAUCAGGGAACAGGCCCGCGUUCUCUCUGGACACGUGACUCUGCCCAAGGCAGCACGAUGA
Molecule: messenger RNA, 631 nt
Organism: Lynx canadensis (Canada lynx)
Lineage: Eukaryota; Metazoa; Chordata; Mammalia; Carnivora; Felidae
Gene: CD83
Product: CD83 molecule
Exons: 4
Coding region: 32-631 (199 amino acids)
Source: RefSeq, a predicted model, not a curated record